GCCUGCGACUGAAGUAAUCAAAGGCACUUGUAUGGAGAGGACUAUUGGCCUCUGAAGAGACUGGGCCAGCUCAGGCCAGCCUGCUGCUUUUCUUCUCCUUUUCCCUCCUCACUCUCUCCCUGCCUGCUGUCUGUUUUAGGAGAGGGAAAUUCCUUCAAGCUACUUUGCCGGAGUUACUGUUGGGAUUUAAACAUGCACUCAGGAGCUUUGGUGCAGUCCAUGCUUGUGCCGUUACUUGUGAUCCUGCUCUGUACUGUGGAGGACACUCUGUUACAAUCGGUGAGCCAGGUGGGAGGAGGCGUGUGCAGGCUGUCCUCAGAAGCAUCCAGCCGCCGCUGCCGCACGCCCGACGGUAAAGUGUGCAGCGGGAGAGGGUCAUGUGACUGUGGCAUCUGCAUCUGCCAAGCCACGGAUCCAGGAAAGUUUUAUGGGCCUCUCUGCGAAUGCCACGACUGGGUCUGUGCCAUACAUAAUGGGAAAACCUGUAAUGACCGAGGCUACUGCGACUGUGGGACGUGUGAGUGUGACGACGGAUGGUUCGGUGAGGCCUGCCAGUUCCAGGAAGACUGUACCCUCUCAGGCAAGAAAAGCAAAGAGCUCUGCAAAAACCCGCAAGGAGUCGUCUGCUCCAACAGAGGCACUUGUAACUGUGGCAGCUGCCUGUGUCACGGCGAGGACGGCAGGGGCCUGAUAACGGGGCAGUUUUGUGAGUGCGAUGACAGCGAGUGUUUGGAUGAGGACAGCGGAGAGGUGUGUGGAGGCCAUGGCCAGUGUUACUGUGGAAACUGCUUCUGUGCUGCUGGUUGGCAUGGAGACAAAUGUGAAUUCCAGUGCGACAUGAGCCCAUGGGAAAGCAAACGGAGAUGUACAUCUCCAGAUGGCAAAAUCUGCAGCAACAGAGGCACGUGUGUGUGUGGGGAGUGUAACUGUCAUGAUGUGGACCCUUCUGGAGACUGGGGGGACAUCCACGGAGACACGUGUGAAUGUGACGAAAGAAACUGCUUCUCCACAUACGAUCGCUACACAGACGACUUCUGCUCUGGUCACGGUCAGUGUAACUGUGGCAGAUGUGACUGUAAAGAGGGAUGGGCUGGGCCCAAGUGUGAGCACCCUCUGUCCUGCUCCCUGUCUGUGGAGAGCAGCCUGAAGAAGUGUCGUGGAACGUCCAAUCUGCCCUGCUUCGGACGAGGCCAGUGCCUGUGCGGUCAGUGUACGUGCCACCCUCCGGGGGACAACCGAGUUCACGGGAAAAACUGCGAGUGCGACGAUCGUCAGUGCGAGGACCUGAGCGGAGAGGUAUGCGGAGGUCAUGGGUACUGCUCGUGCGGACGCUGUAUCUGUCAGGACGGCUGGUUUGGGAAGCAGUGUCAGUUCGCGAGGGCGUGUGACCUGAGCGACGCCCAGAGUAAGGAGUUGUGUGAGACCUCUGAUGGGGUCGUGUGCAGUGGGAAAGGUUCCUGUCACUGUGGCCAAUGCAUUUGCUCUCCUCACGAGUGGUGGGUGUCUGGGGAGUACUGCGAGUGCGACGACAGGGACUGUGACAAACAUGACGGGCUUAUCUGCACAGGGAAUGGACUGUGCAACUGCGGCAGCUGCGAGUGCUGGGACGGCUGGACAGGGAACGCGUGUGAGAUCUGGGUGGGGCUGGAGUACUGACCACCGGGAGCAGCGCCCUGUGGAGGAAAGACUGCAGACCAAAGAUGCAUAGACACAGGAAAUUUUUAGGACUUAGCGCUCACUUACUGAUUACAAACUAGACACAACACAGAAUAUGUUUUAUUGAUUAACAUCGCACACAGACUGGAACAAGGAGACGUCACAUUUGAUGCCAGUUGCAGGUGAUUGGUUCAAGUAUUUUCCUUUUGGUGGCUAUAUUUAAGUCCAUUAUAUUGUAUUAAAGUCUUCAGAUGUCCUCUGCUCGACUAAUAAUUCAUAAAAUUCAUGUCUGACCAAUCAAAAUCCAUAAUUCAGAAAGCUAUUCAGUUAUAUGAUUAUUUCUAUUUCCUUGUUUGGUGUAAAGAGUAUAUAAGACUAUGAACCAGUCCCGUUUUGAAAGGGGCAGAUGUCAGUGCAAUACCAAUGUUGUGUUUAAACAUGGAUCAUACAUUUAACAUUUAACAGCUUCAUGUAUAAAAUUAGUUAUAAUAAAAGAACUCUAGCCGCUGGGCCAAAUCAACUAAACAUGUAUUUUUAAAUUCCCUCGGCCUCCUGCUUGUUCAUUUGAGCUUGUUUUUAGCCGUUUUCCCAGUCGG
Molecule: messenger RNA, 2252 nt
Organism: Periophthalmus magnuspinnatus
Lineage: Eukaryota; Metazoa; Chordata; Actinopteri; Gobiiformes; Gobiidae
Gene: itgbl1
Product: integrin, beta-like 1
Exons: 11
Coding region: 193-1656 (487 amino acids)
Biological process (GO): integrin-mediated signaling pathway; cell-matrix adhesion; cell adhesion mediated by integrin
Cellular component (GO): focal adhesion; cell surface; integrin complex
Molecular function (GO): integrin binding
Source: RefSeq, a predicted model, not a curated record